This is a messenger RNA of Tachysurus fulvidraco (yellow catfish), 1007 nucleotides long. RefSeq names its product GINS complex subunit 4 (Sld5 homolog) (gene gins4). NCBI's taxonomy places the organism in Eukaryota, Metazoa, Chordata, Actinopteri, Siluriformes, Bagridae. Gene Ontology annotation, cellular component: GINS complex. The transcript has 7 exons. The record is from RefSeq and is a predicted model, not a curated record. Bases 211 to 882 code for a protein of 223 amino acids. Gene Ontology annotation, biological process: DNA-templated DNA replication; double-strand break repair via break-induced replication.
UGUGACGCUAGCCACGCCCAUACGAUAUGGCGGGAAAGUUUUCUUGCCUGUGCUCCAUGUAAACAUGUCGGAGUGUAAAGCUGGUUAAAGCGCGCUGUGUUCGUGUAGAAGAGGCCGUGUUGGGUUUGGGGAAGCGCUUGUGUUGUACAUUAGUGUUUUAAUUCCACAUUAACUCCGUUCUUUACCCUUGUGUGUGUAUAUUACACCGUCAUGGCGGAGGUCAGUGAGCUGAGUGCAGGAGAGGAAGAGGAGGAGGAGGAAGAGGACGUGCUGACACCAGCCGAGCUCAUCACCAGGCUGGAGGAGGCCUGGCUUAAUGAAAAGUUCUCUCCUGAGCUCCUGGAGAACAAAUCUGAGCUGGUGGAGUGUGUGAUGGAGCAACUCACACACAUGGAGGAGAACCUGCAGCGUGUGAGGAAGGGUGACCUGAAGGCCAGCAUCCACCGCAUGGAGAUCGACCGCAUCCGCUUCGUCCUCAGCAGCUACCUCCGCUCCCGCCUGCAGAAGAUUGAGAAGUUUUUCCCUCACGUGUUGGAGAAGGAGAAAUCGCGAGCAGACGGCGAUCCCUCAUUCCUCUCCCCCGAGGAGUUCGCCUUCGCCAAAGAGUAUCUAGCUAAUACAGAAGUGUACCUGAAGGCUGUGGCGCUGAAACACAUGCCUCCCAACCUGCAGAGCAUCGACAUGAUCAAAUCAGUUCCAGAGCCGUGUCUGGACUCCUUCGUGUUCCUGCGUGUAAAAGAGAAGCAGGACAACAUCCUCGUGGAGCCUGAGACUGAUGACCAGAGGGAGUAUGUGGUGGAUCUGGAGGAAGGUUCACAGCACCUGAUGCGUUAUCGCACUAUAGCGCCUCUAGUGGCCAGUGGUGCAGUGCAGCUGAUCUAGAGUCUUAACACAAGACACCGAGACUGAUGAUGAUGAUGAUGCACUGUGUAUUAUUUUAUAUAGUUCAUAUUCAUUUCUGUUGUAUUGAUCUGUUUAAAAAAUACAAGCUUUCUGAUAUACAGCAA